This is a messenger RNA of Vitis vinifera (wine grape), 1372 nucleotides long. Its product is annotated as probable E3 ubiquitin-protein ligase RHG1A. Bases 59 to 793 code for a protein of 244 amino acids. The record is from RefSeq and is a predicted model, not a curated record. The transcript is spliced from 5 exons. Lineage: Eukaryota; Viridiplantae; Streptophyta; Magnoliopsida; Vitales; Vitaceae. Gene Ontology annotation, molecular function: ubiquitin protein ligase activity.
UUCAGCUCACCAAGUCAAUCAAGCUAUUCCCGAUCUUCGCCUAACAACCUUUGAAAAUAUGGAAGGUGAUGAACGCAGGCAAGGUUCAAGUUCUCACGAUCCGACAUUAGAAAGAAGAGCACCUGAUAGUGGUGGUCUAACCUCUACCGACCAACUGCAUGAAGAAUCCACAUCCAAUGCUUCUUUGAACAGUGCCACAUGUGGGGUUGGCACUACAGAAGCAUCUUCUACGCUGGCAGGUCCAAGUUUAGCUGCAGAGGCAGGAGAAGUCCUCGUAAGUAGUACUCGGCAAAGAACUGCUCCAUCUGACCAAGAAAAUUUGGUUGACAAUGCAAUGGGACUCCAAGACCAUGGCAGCACCAUACAAUUUCGGAGUCAUACUAGGGUUCCAGGCCACUGGUGGUUACUUGGUGUGAUUUACCAGGAUGUUGAGGAUGAAGAUUACGAGGAUGACUCAGAUGACUCAGAUGACUCAGAAGAUGACAUGCAUCUUGUCAAUGAUAACACGUCAUAUGGGGAAUUGCGUGAGCUUGGAGAGCACAUUGGCAAUGUAAGCAACGGGCUAAGGGAGGAAGUAAUUAUGGCUAAGCUGAAGCGACACAAGUAUAGCUGCUCAACAAUGGGCUAUCCAGUUGAUGCGGAGACUUGCUGCAUAUGUCAGGAGGAGUAUGCAGAUGAUGAAGAUGUUGGGAAGCUGGACUGUGGACAUGAGUAUCAUGUAGUCUGCAUCAAGGAAUGGCUGUCAAAGAAGAACUCUUGCCCCAUUUGCAAGAAGACUGCCUUGGCUGCAUGAGAUCCCAAUCCCAUCAGGAAGAAGUCAGGCCCUUGUUGCUUCUGGGACCUCAAUAGAAUUUAUAAGGAGUUCUGGGCUGGAGUGGAUCGUGGCUCCGCUGCUGUGGGAGGAUACUUCUGUGAAGGCUAAUGCUAGGGAUGGGACCACAUCAGACUGCUAUGGGUCUUGUCAGCAUGAGUACGAAGGUACUCAUUCUCUUUAUAGAUUUUAUCUGUCACUUGAAGCAAGGCUUUCAUCUCCUGUGCAAGUUCUACACGCUGCAUCUCCAUUUCCAUUUAUGCCUAUAUGAUCCUCAACCUCCCUUCCAAACCAGCAUAUGAUCCAUCGCUGUCAUCCUCAUUGCUUGAAUCUCUGGUGAGCACCAUCGUGAGCUAGUAGGUUUCUUGUUCAAGCUUCUCACAUAAUGUACAGUUAAUGACACUUUCAGCUGCUUGAACACUACAUACUGGCUCACCUCCUAACAAAAGUCACAACUCUUUAAGUACUUGAGGUUUAUCCAUGUAAAACUCUCUAAUAAAACCUUUGAGAGCUCCCGAGAGUUCCUUAAGUGUACGCAAAUAGAGGAUGGUCUCGUAUGGC